Pipistrellus nathusii (Nathusius's pipistrelle) is the source of this 1650-nucleotide messenger RNA. The record is from the annotation of a GenBank genome assembly. Lineage: Eukaryota; Metazoa; Chordata; Mammalia; Chiroptera; Vespertilionidae.
AUGGUGCCUUUGGGGCCUCUGCCCAGGACCUGCUGGACUCCGCUCAUCUCUCUGCUUCUGAUCUGCUGCCUGCCGCCUCCAGGAGCCCAGGGAGAGUUCCUGCUUCGGAUGGUGCCCCGGAACCCGGUGGUGCCUGCUGGAGGGUCCCUUGUGGUAAAUUGCAGUACAGAUUGCCCCCAACAUGAACUCAUCAGCCUGGAGACAUCCCUAUUGAAGGAGGAAGUGGGCACAGGCCUGGGCUGGAAGGCCUUCAGGGUCAGCAAUGUGACCAGUGACAGUAAGAUCUUCUGCUCCGCCAUCUGCAACGGCUUGCAGAUGUCAGACUCCUCUGACAUCGCAGUGUACAAGUUCCCGGAGCAUGUGGAGCUGGCACGCUUGUCCCCCUGGAACCCUGUGGGCAAAAACUUCACCUUGACCUGCAGGGUGGCAGGCGGGGCACCCCGGACCAACCUCUCCGUGUUGCUGCUACGUGGGGAGGAGGUGCUGAGCCAGCAGCUGGCGGUUGGAGAACCUGCAGAAGUCACCACCACGGUGCUAGCCAGCAGAAACGAUCAUGGUGCCAAUUUCUCUUGCCGCUGGGAACUGGACCUGCGGUCCCAAGGCCUGGGACUGUUCCAGAACAGCUCAGUCCCCAGGCAGCUCCGAGCCUUCGUCCUGCCAGGGACGCCUCCGCAUCUCUCGGUUCCCAGGUUCUUGGAAGUGGGAACAUCCCAGGCCGUGACCUGCAUCCUGGACGGGCUGUUUCCUGCCUCAGAGGCCCAGGUCCAACUGGCGCUGGGGGACCAGAUGCUGAAUGCCACAGUCGUGAGCCACGGAGACACGCUGAAGGCCACGGCCACAGCCACGGCGAGCGCGGAGCUGGAAGGGGCUCAGGAGAUUGUCUGCAAUGUGACCCUAGGGGGCGAGAGCCAGGAGACUCGGGAGAACUUGACCAUCUAUAGCUUCUGGGGGCCCGUCAUGAACGUGAGUGGGACCAUCAGGAACGUGAGCCAGCCCACCGUCCAUCAGGGGACCACAGUGAAUGUGACUUGCGCCGCCGGAGCCCGAGUCCAGGUCACGUUGGACGGAGUUCCCGCUGCAGCCCCGGGACAGCUCGCCCUGCUCCAGCUAAACGCCACGGAGAGGGACGACGGACGCAGCUUCUUCUGCAGCGCCGCCCUCGAGGUGGGCGGGGUGGUCCUGCUCAGGAACAGGAGCGUCCAGCUGCACGUACUGUAUGGUCCCAAGAUUGACCCAGCCAAAUGUCCUCAGCACGUGAUGUGGAAAGAGAGAACGAUCCAAAUCCUUCGGUGCCAAGCCCAGGGCAACCCAGAUCCCCAGCUACAGUGUUUGCACGAAGACUCCAUGGCCCAGGUCCCCAUCGGGAUCCCAUUCCGUGUCAGGCUAAACUAUAGUGGUACCUACAACUGCCGGGCGGCCAGCUCACAGGGCGAACACACUUUCGUUGUGGUGAUGAAUGUUCAAGAGCGGAACCCCCUCACCAUUACCAUCAUCUUGGCGGUGUUGACCACCCUGGGCUUCGUGGCUGCCAUCCCGGCCUCAAUUUAUGUCUUCGGGGUGCACAAGCGUAGAGACAUCUACCAUGUGAAUAAGGGAAACGCCGGGAUUCCUCUCACACCUAAAAGGCCUGAGGGGGAGCCAUCAUCUUGA